This is a messenger RNA of Drosophila grimshawi, 1855 nucleotides long. Its product is annotated as maltase A3. The transcript is spliced from 4 exons. The record is from RefSeq and is a predicted model, not a curated record. NCBI's taxonomy places the organism in Eukaryota, Metazoa, Arthropoda, Insecta, Diptera, Drosophilidae. The coding region runs from base 16 to 1743 and encodes 575 amino acids. Gene Ontology annotation, biological process: carbohydrate metabolic process.
CGCCAUUCCGACACCAUGUUGGCAAAAGCUUUGACAUUGUGCUGCCUGAUGGCACUCGCACUGCCAACUUUGGCUGAGGAAGGCUGGUGGCGCUCGGCACAGUUCUAUCAGAUCUAUCCGCGCUCCUUCAAGGAUAGCGAUGGCAAUGGCGUUGGUGACUUGCAGGGUAUUACGCAACAGCUGGCAUAUCUGAAAGAGAUUGGCAUCACAGCCACUUGGCUAUCGCCGAUUUUCACGUCGCCCAUGGCGGACUUUGGCUAUGAUGUGGCCAAUUUCUAUGAAAUUGAUCCGGUCUUUGGCACCAUGUCUGAUUUCGAGGCACUUGUGCAGAAAGCCAACCAGAUGAAUAUUAAAAUUAUUUUGGACUUUGUGCCAAAUCACUCGAGUGAUGAGUGCGAUUGGUUCAUCCGAUCGGCAGCUGGCGAAGAGGAAUACAAGGACUUCUAUGUGUGGCAUACUGGAAAGGUGGUCAAUGGAAUUAGGCAGCCACCAAAUAAUUGGAUUAGCGUAUUCCGUGGAUCGCAGUGGACCUGGCAUGAGGGUCGUCAGGCCUACUAUCUGCAUCAGUUCCAUGCCAAGCAGCCGGAUCUGAACUACCGCAAUCCCAAGGUUGUUGAGGCCAUGAAGGAUGUGCUCCGUUUCUGGCUGCGCAAGGGUGUAUAUGGCUUCCGUAUCGAUGCCGUGCCGCAUGUUUUUGAAGUCGAAGCCGAUGUCAAUGGCAACUGGCCCGAUGAGCCGCGCAAUCAAUAUGUCAGCGAUCCAGAGGAUUAUGCCUAUUUGGAUCAUAUCUAUACAACUAAUCAGCCCGAGACCAUUGAGCUGGUCUAUGAUUUCCGCCAGGUGCUUGAGGAGAUAGAUCAGGAGCUGGGUGGCGACGACCGUAUCCUCCUAACCGAGGCCUAUGCCCCACUGGAUGUCCUUAUGCAAUACUACGGCAACGACACCCGCAAGGGUUCUCAGAUCCCAUUCAACUUUGAGCUCCUCGCCAACGUUCACUACGACUCGAAUGCGUUCGAUUACGCGCAGCUGAUCCACAACUGGCUGGACAACAUGCCCGCUGGCCAAGUGGCCAACUGGGUGCUGGGCAAUCACGACCAGAGUCGAAUUGGAUCACGACUCGGGGCGGAUCGCAUCGAUGCCGCCAAUAUGCUGUUACUGAUGCUGCCCGGCAUUAGUGUGACCUAUCAGGGUGAGGAGCUGGGCAUGCUGGAUGUUUUCAUCAGUUGGGAGGACACGGUGGAUCCACAGGCCUGCCAGUCCAAUGAACAGGAGUUUGAGCGCCUUACACGCGAUCCCGUUCGCACGCCAUUCCAGUGGAGCGAUGAGGCAAACGCUGGCUUCACCAGUGGCCCAACCACCUGGCUGCCCAUCUCAAAGGACUACAAGCUGGUGAAUGUGAAGCGGGAGCGUGGCAUCGCCCUCAGUCAUCUUAAUGUCUACAAGCAGCUGCGUGCCCUGCGAGAUGAGCCCACCAUGAAGGAUGGCGAUGUCACCGUCAAACCCAUUGGACCCACUGUGCUGGCCUUCAAACGGUCUCUUCCUGGUCAUAAGUCGUACAUAGUCGUUUGGAACCUGAACGAUGAUGUUGAAACGGUUAUCCUAGACUCUGUCUUCAUCGACCUGACCUCCGAGCUGCGCUACGUUGUUGUCACUAACAAAAGUAUUCGUCGCAAGAAUGAUUUGACCUAUGCCAACUCAGUGCUCUUGAUGCCCAAAGAAGUUAUUGUACUUAGCACUGUUUAACAACCUGAUUUCUCAUUUUUAUUAAGUUCAUUUGUGUUCGUUGAAUAUCUGCAAUGUCAAUUCAGAUUAGGCAACCAAAAAUAUCAUAUAAAAUAUAAUACACAUAUACGCA